CCCCCACGCGCACCACAGCAGUAAGUAGUCAGUGUCCUCAGCCAUGGUCCACACGGCGUGGCUGUUGGUUGCCCUGCUCGUCGCCAGGGCCGGCGUGCUGGCGCGGGGUGAAGAACCAGAGCGAGACUCACUGGCAGACGAUUCGCAGUGGAGCGACUACGUCCGCGGAGACAGACUGCGUCUCCCGGACACUGUGCCACAGCGCACCCGCAAGAGAUCUCUGGAGAUGACUUCCGCAGCUUCCGGAAGAACGUUCGGGUCGCUGUCGAAGCGCUGCGAGGCCCCCGGACAGCGGAGGGGCCGGUGCAUGCCCGUCCGACUCUGCCGUCUGGACGAGUUCAAGGCGAACGUCUCCCUGGUCCUGGACUACCUCUGCGUCAUCAACCACAAACUGGUGGGAGUGUGCUGCCCCGAGUCCAGGCCGGGACUCAGCCCGCUGGGCGGGGGGAUCCUGCCCGCCAUCUUGGGCGCUCUCUCGCCCACGGCCGCCAACACCACCACCAGACCCGCGGGUGCAGUCGUGCCCAGGCCUACCAACAGACCUCCCGUCACCACGCCUUCGGCAAACAGAGGGUGUGGCGUCAGCAGUCUGCAAGGGGCGCGCAUCGUGGGCGGGCAGCCCGCCGACCUCAAGGAGUGGCCCUGGAUGGUGGCCCUCGUGCGCGCGCCCGACCUGCAGUUCUGCGGCGGCGUGCUCGUCACAGACCGACACGUGCUCACGGCCGCGCACUGCGUCCAGUCCAUGGAGCUGAAGAGUCUCCGCGUGCGGCUGGGCGAGUACGACCUGUCGACGACCAGCGAGUCGCCGUCCCGGGACUUCGGCGUGGCGGAGGUACGCGCGCACGAGGCCUACGCGGCCGCCAGCUACGAGAACGACAUCGCCCUCCUGAGGAUGAGCCGGCCCACGGCGUUCAACAACUACAUCUGGCCGGUGUGCCUGCCGCCGCCAGCAGCCUCCUACAGCGGCAAGCAGGCCGUCGUCAUCGGCUGGGGGACCGUGUCCUUUGGAGGACCAGCCAGCAUAACCCUGAUGGAGGUGGAAGUGCCAGUAUGGAACCUGACCUACUGCAAAACAAGGUUCACGCAGCCGGUUAGAGAUACAAACCUGUGCGCCGGUGCGUACGAAGGAGGCAAAGAUUCCUGUCAGGGUGACUCUGGCGGGCCUCUGCUGCAUCAGUUAGACAAUGGCCGGUGGGUGACCAUCGGCGUGGUGUCGUGGGGGAUACGCUGCGGCGACCGCGGCCGGCCGGGCGUGUACACGCGGGUCGACCAGUACCUCGAUUGGAUCCUCGACAACGCCGUAUUCUAGCUGCCAGCCGUCAGCACGUUGGGCUCCAGUUACCAACAUCCACGAGUACCAGUUACCAACAUCCACAAUGAGUGCCAGUCAUCAACAUUGGACUCCAGUCACCCGCACUUUGGGCGCCAGUCACCAACAUUGGACUCCAGACACCCGAACUUUGGGCUCCAGACACCAACAUCCACGAGUGCCAGUUACCAACAUCCACAAUGAGUGCCAGUCACCAACAUUGGACUCCAGUCACCCGCACUUUGGGCGCCAGUCACCAACAUUGGACUCCAGACACCCGAACUUUGGGCUCCAGACACCAACAUCCACGAGUGCCAGUUACCAACAUCCACAAUGAGUGCCAGUCACCAACAUUGGACUCCAGUCACCCGCACUUUGGGCGCCAGUCACCAACAUUGGACUCCAGACACCCGAACUUUGGGCUCCAGACACCAACAUCCACGAGUGCCAGUUACCAACAUCCACAAUGAGUGCCAGUCACCAACAUUGGACUCCAGUCACCUGCACUUUGAGCGCCAGUCACCAACAUCCACAAUGAGUGCCAGUCGUCCACAUUGUGUGUCAGUCACCCACGUUGAGCUCCAGUCACCCGCGCUUUGAGGCCCAGUCACCAGCAUCCACAUUGAGUGCCAGUUGUCUAUACAUUAGGCAUCAUUCACCAAAUGUUUGGUGCCACUAAGGCCGGUAUUCAAAGACACAAAAAUAAGGUUUUAGGCGUUGAAUAUGCUACACCCAUUCUCAUACCGUAUUCCUACUGCACGAUAGGACACGGCCAGUCCCUUAUAUUUAGGGAACGUAUUUAGGUGUCCUAUCCGUGGCCCAAAUUCCGCACACACGCAGAGCUUACUUUUUACUUGAUUUCGUUCAGAUGGCGGACCCACGUCUGGCGCCAUUAACUCGUAUAUAUUAAAUUUCGCGAAUAUCGAGGGACGUACCAAACAUAUUGGUGUGCCAAAUUAAACUUAAUGGUAGCGAAAUUAUCCUAGAAUAUAUUUUGUAAAUUUUAAUGGUCAUAACAAGAAAUAACCUCUUCUUUAAAAUUACUUGAGAAAAUCAGAAUAAUACAAAUUUAUUUUUCGUGCGACGGUGCUGCUAUUUAUAGGAAUUUUGCCGUACCAAUUGUACUGAUGGUUGCUCAAAGUCCGCUAGAAUGCGUCGGAACCAGUUUCUAGCCUUGCGCGGGACACCGUUUAUUAAAACUGUUGCCGAUUUGAUUCCUUACUGGGAUUCGGUUUGUACACGUUCUGGAAUACGGCCCGCGAGUUAGGUUACGGUUGUAUCCCAACAAGUUAGUGCUUAUUCGCUGCCUUACCCGAACGUCUUGGAAUACCGGCCUAAGACGCACCUUGGGCGCCAUUUACAAACACACUGGGUGCUCGUCACCCACACAUUAGGAAUAGUCCACUGAUUAUCUGGCGCCAGUCUUCUGAGUGUUGGGUUUCAGCCUCAGACCACGUCACUGCGCAUGGUGGGAGAUCACGUGACAACACUUGCUCCGCGUUUAUUUGUACACCAAUCAGAAGUCCUCGAAACAUACUUUCAAUCCUCUGUUUACAUCCUUUUGCCCCAUUUCUUUGGACCUGGUAAAUUCUAAACCCGCAUCAGUCACUUCAAAUUGUUAAAUGUGAACACACGUAAAUAUGUCUCUACUAUGUCAGUUUUUUAAAUUUUGAUUUAAUUUGUAUUACAAAUAAAACAACACGAUUUCAGGGAUUAAAAAGCCCAUUAUUUUGCUUUUAUGCAGGCACAAUAGCACAGAACCAAUGCCCCAAUUUAGCCGCCAGCCAGACAGGGUGCAUCCCAAACACAUUUAGUUACAUCACAUAGAGUUUAAAAUCGAAGGUUGAUUAAAAAUCACGAAAAAACUGUAAAAGGAUGAUUUAACUAAACAUGGUGCCUGGUAUUCAACUGGAACUAUCUUCAUAUCACAGUCUUGAAAGAGCGACAAUAAUAAUUUUAUAAUGUAAUUACUGGUAUUAUUGUGCCUGAAGUGUGACACAAUGCUGGCUCAGUUAAAAUACUAAAUUAUAACUGUUUAAAUAUCUUUUUUUUCCUUUUUCCACUGUAAUAAUUUUAAUAAGAAAGUCUAUUUAGACUUUGCUUCCUGAAGUAAAGCUUAUUUAGUUGUUUUUAAGAGUACGGUUACGUGACACAGUUAAACUAAUUUAAGUUAAUAUAUAUAGAUAUCCAUAUUUUGAAAAAAAAAAAAAAAAAAAACACUUUAUUGAGAAUAAAGUGCUUGUCAGGUUUACAGCUCCAAUCAAUCGAAAUGUUUAUGUAAAUGUUUCGUUGUUUAUUGGGAAUGAUCUUCAAUUGCAUGUCUGCAGCUAUAAUAACGUACAAUUAUUCUGUGUUGCCAUUCCCUUACGCAAAAUAAAUCAGUUCAUAAAUUUUA
This is a messenger RNA of Bacillus rossius redtenbacheri, 3704 nucleotides long. Its product is annotated as venom protease-like. The transcript is spliced from 8 exons. The record is from RefSeq and is a predicted model, not a curated record. Gene Ontology annotation, molecular function: serine-type endopeptidase activity. Gene Ontology annotation, biological process: proteolysis. The coding region runs from base 44 to 1309 and encodes 421 amino acids. NCBI's taxonomy places the organism in Eukaryota, Metazoa, Arthropoda, Insecta, Phasmatodea, Bacillidae.